AUGGCCUAUCAAAUGGGAGAGCCUGUUAUAUGUGCAGUCUACCCAACGUGUGUUUUUUUUUGCUGGGACCCCCCACGCCCUGCAACUGCGGCGAUAGAGGCUAAUCGCUCACUCUCAUGGACCUACGAGGUGGAGUGGGUAACAAGCCACAACCCAAACAAAAAACACUCUUCAGGAGCAACGCCGUAUUGCCACGCUGUCAUUGAAGUAAUUUAUCCUAACGAAGUUAUGAACAUCCGCGUUGUUGCCCGUGCCAAUGUUUCGGCCGACGUCGUCGCAUACAGUUCCACAAGCUGUACAAUGAACGCUGGCGUGACGAUUGCAAUGCCUUGGCUGCAUAAAAAAUCCAUGGAAUGCCGUUGCAUAUUUGAUGGUCUUCUUUUCUCAACGAAUGGGGCGCAGUGCAUCGAGGCAAUUCCAGAUGAAUUGGAUUAUGUUAAGGCGACAAUAGCGUCUGUGUAUAUGCUUGAGUCUAGUUUUGCGUGCAUUAUUGUAAAGGCUGUUUACGGUGACCCGCCUCUGCCAAUUACCACUUCAGCUGUGUACUACUUUGUUGUGUGCUCCAAGGCUCUUGUGAGGCAACGGGAGAGACUGCGUCACUCGGGUAUUCAAGAGUUGUUGGAAAAAGGGGAGGCGUCUGCGGUCUUCUGUGGUAUUGGUGAGAUGGGGUCCUCCGCCACGUUGGCGGCGCAUAUAUUUAUAGCGUCUAUUCCCGACUCGCUUAACAGGCUGCGAGCGCGUGUCUUUUGUAUUGCGUAUGGGACACCUAGGCGUAUGUUUUUUGAGGAUUCUUUGGUUCUCGCCUCCACCCUGGCAUUCAGCGGUAACUUUUUGUACUACACAGGCCUCUUGGAGGCUCCUGACCCCUCGAGUGGCUACAAAAAUAGGCCGCCCCCGCCGCAGGUCAUCAAGGGGAAGGAAGCCGUAAAUGACACGGCUCUGCGCUUCAAUGCACCACUUGGCGUGCGAUGUGGACCUCUUCUGGAUUUGCAAGAGGGGCGCCGCUACUUACGCACGCGUUGCUCUGGUUUGGAGACGCUAAGCGAGGAGGAGUGUCACGAACACCUUGAUGUUUCGCAGCAACUUCGCAUUUUGAGUCACCUGCUUCUUCCGGGAGGCGAGGCGGUGUUGUUGCCUGCUAUCAAAGCGGUGGAGCACACGGUGGAGGACGGCGUCGUGGUGUGCCUCCACAUUACUGGCGCUAACCUGCAGUACCGGCCACAGAUCUGUGUGUCUUCGCACGGUGGCUGGCCCACGCAGGUCUCCGUUACACAUGUGAGUCCGCGGCAAAUAAACGCCACAUUUUCGUUGGUGGCGAUGCUUAGCGUGGAGUCGUCUAAGCGACUGAAGCCUCUGCGACGGUUGCGAGUCGAUUUUGCGUUUCUCACGGACAUUGGACAUACCUCCUACGUGAAUUACACCAUCGAUGUUCCUGAGGAUGUCGCUGAGUUAAUAUUUCUUGAAAAUAGAAGCGAAAUCCCUCACUCGUGGAUUUUUUCACAACCGAUGAACCUCAUUAAUAACGCCAUCGUUAUUGAACCACUUCUUACAACCCCAAUGACGAAGGAGCCACGCAAGUUUGAACUGGUGCGACAAGCUUCCACUGAGAUACUCGAGGCUCUUUAUAGCAUUGGCGAAAUAGGGAGUUACUACGUAAUAAAGAAGCAAAAUGUCGGUUUGUUAAGCUUUGUAGCUAAUGUGGCAGCAAAGGUGUCUACCUCAAGCAUGACGUCUCAAUCAAUGACUCCAAUGACUAUUGAGGCCCCACUUACGAGGGAGAGAGUCUUUGAGAGAAAACUGGGGGAAUAUAUCAACAGCAAAAAGCGGGCUGUUUCCAGUUUACUUUCUAGCCUUGCAACAUGGAAGCAGCGACUUCAUCGAGGUCUACCUUGGAUGUGUGAUACAAAUUACAGGGACAAGCUAUGCUAUUUGUUGAGCGUGUUUGAACAGACGCGUCCUGCGCCUGAUACCUCCCUCGUUUCAUUGGAGAUUUCUCUCUUCACAUUUGUCCUGCGCUUUCUUCGGAACACGUGUGGUGUGGAAAAUCUACAACACCUCAUAAGUCUUCACCACUACAUGAGCUUUGAAAAAUUUUACCAGCUUGUGUAUCCCGUAUUUCUGGCCUCUACCCCAACACUGGAAAAUGCUGCUUUUGUGAUUGUACUGGAGUCUGCCGCGCUGUGGGCGGUCUGUCUGAUUUUCCACCUUCGCUGCUCGUAUCUGUUUAAACAUCUGAUUGCCGUGACAGGGUGCAGUGGAUGUGGCUGUACAACUAUUUGCAACGCCCUCGCACGCCUAUGCAUGGAGCAGGACUACAGCUUCCGAAACAGUCAGCGUGUGAGAAAUAUUUUGAUUUGCCAUUCGGUGGAAAAUGAGCUGGAUGAUUUGAAGGAAGUUCUUCUGCUUGGUGUAAGUGUCACGGUUGUUGUGGUCGGUGAGUUUGCGGACAUCAAAGGCAUGGGGUAUAAAGCGAUAUGGGGCUCAAUCCGUCGCUCGGUGCGUAACGCCGAAAACCAGCGAAUUUACGCUUUCAUUUCAAAGGUUGACGAACUGGUGGGUUUAUGCAGCGGCCGCGGCAGUGAGCUUGACAAGGGCGUCGAUCUGGUAGCCGUGCUACGUGACACUGCACUGGCGUCGGUGUCAGCAGGAGGAGCUGGGAGAGAUGUGCCGAAGCACCUUGUUGCGGUUUCCUUUGCGCCAUCUGUGUCGUUUCUCAAGUCAUCACGCUUUCUUCAGCUAAAUGGUGUGUCUGCCGAGGCCUUUGCAGAAAGGCUUUUAACAGUUUCCUUGGGGGAACUUCGUCGGAUUCUCUUGCGUGUUCGAAAACGUAGUCAUCAUUAA
Trypanosoma rangeli is the source of this 2841-nucleotide messenger RNA. RefSeq names its product Trypanosoma vivax. The transcript has a single exon. Bases 1 to 2841 code for a protein of 946 amino acids. The record is from RefSeq and is a predicted model, not a curated record. Lineage: Eukaryota; Euglenozoa; Kinetoplastea; Trypanosomatida; Trypanosomatidae.